This is a messenger RNA of Penicillium angulare, 3132 nucleotides long. RefSeq lists its product as uncharacterized. The coding region runs from base 1 to 3132 and encodes 1043 amino acids. The record is from RefSeq and is a predicted model, not a curated record. The transcript is spliced from 8 exons. NCBI's taxonomy places the organism in Eukaryota, Fungi, Ascomycota, Eurotiomycetes, Eurotiales, Aspergillaceae.
AUGGACCAAGAGAGUGGCCCAGUGCCACCAAACGCCCCAUCGCUUGGCAUGCCUCCCCAGAAUCGAUCAGCCUUGCCAUCUCAGAACCAACCAGGCAACAAGUCAACAUGGUUCAUGCAGCGCCCAAGGAUUCUUGGGGCUGAUCUGACACCAUUCUCCUUUGCUAAGCCAGCCAGUAAUCGACAAGGAUUUACGUUACGAAAUCUGCCUAAACAUCCUCCAAUCAAUGUAGCAAUUGGAGAAACCACAAUGUCUCGAGAGAGUCAAAAUGUUGCGGUACAAGAUUCGAUAGAAUCAAUUGCUCAAUCAAGCACUCCUUUGGCUCCUGUAGAGGACUCUCAGAUCCCUCCUGCCAACAUCGCAUCUAAUGAAGUGAACGGUACAUCUAAAGAAGGCUCCCCAAUGGCUUUGUCUUCUGGUCGCGACCUCGUCUGCUUCACAGGAUCCAAAACUACAAACGUGAAAUUAAACCCCGUGCUAGAGAUAGCUCGGCAGAGACCCUCUAAGCCUCUAAAGCCGAUGGAUGAUCCAGUGUUUAUCGUGAGCCCCAACACUGAUCCCAAACCCGAGGUAGAAAAACCAAGCCACUCUAUUGUACUUCCACUCAUUUCUGCAAAGGUCAAUACCUCGCCUCAGGCUUCGGUGAGGUCAAUCCACACCCAAGACCGAGGAAUGGACACGGUCACUCCCAUAAAUCCCGCGCCUCAGAUUCAACUGCCGGUAAAGCACGACUUUCCAAGUCCAAAGCGUGCCACUCGAGUUCGAAAGGUAAAGCCUGCUAAGCGACAGAAGUCCUAUGAAACUCACCAGUUUACCGAAGACAAACUCUUCGAGCUUCUCAUUGGCAAAAUUAAACUGCGGGAAGAAAACGAAGCCUCGGCAGCUUACUUACAGCAGCAACUCGAGGCUCAAAACAUUCAGCUGAGGGAUGAAAACCGGGAACUAGAACAGCAGAUGCAAGAACUUCACCUUCGUCUUGAAAAGAGGAACGAAGAAUGCAAAGCAAACAUUUCCUUGCUCGGCGGAUGGAAGACGAAAGUUCGGAACAUAAAACAGAUUGUCAAUGAGUUGGGACACGGUUAUGAUGAACUUCGAGAUGAGGCUGACCAGCUGAAAGAAACAGUUUCAUCUCUCAGCAAAGAGAAACGUAAUUUCACGAACAUCAUUAACGACACGAAAGUGCGUAUCACUCAAGCCGAAGGGGCCAUCGAGUUCCAACGGAACAAAAACUCCAAUUAUGAGAAAACCAUUGCUUUGUUGGAGCAAGGACUACAGAGCUCACAAGAUAUGGAGGAGGCAACAAAAUCAGAACUCUUUGAUCAAAAAAGACGGACAGCGACUCUAGAGUCAUAUAUACAGGGCCACGCUUCAGCUCAGUCAAAGCAACUUAUUGUGAUAAAAGAAAAUCAAGAUCUCCUGCUUGGGCGGAUUGCUGCAGGCAUCACUACCAUCACUGAUGGUCUCAACACUGCCAAUAACAACCACGCAUUGGCAGUUAAAGAUGCCUUUGAGGAAUGCCGUUCUUCAGUCCAAGUCCUGGCCGAAAGGUCUUCGGAGGAACAGAUCAAUACUGCAAGGUUUACCCAAAAAGCUCAUGAAGUGGUUGAGAGCAUCGACUGUUUAUCCUCUCAAUUCACUUUAAAUGCUGAGGGGGUCAUCAAAAUCAAUAACGAAGUUUCAAAAACAAUGCAAAAGAGGUUCAAGGAAGUUGAGUCUCACAUUGGCCCGGAAUCACUAAUCAUCAAGCAGCUUGGUUGUUUUUUUGAUACUUGCGGGUCUUUGAAGGAGAAGCUUGAGGUCAUGGGGCCAAAGCUAGGCGCACUGAAUACCUCUGUGGAGACAAUCACAGCUGCCGAGGGCAGCCUUAUUCAUCAACUCGAGGACGUGGGCAAAAAAAUCUCGGAAGCCCAAAUUCCAGCAAACAAUGCAAUUAUGGAUAAGGAGUUAGCAAGCAAAUUCGCCGAAAAUACGCAGUUGCAAAUUAGGCUCCACGAUAUAGCUUCAGAGAUUGACAGUCUCAACAAACUAUUAGGAGAAAAGAAAGCAAAUAUUGAGGACUUGCAAGGGUCUUUGCUAGAGGCAACUGACAAGCAGCAUUCAAUCGAAGCCCAGAACAAACGAUUGGCGAUCGAAAAGACAGACUUGCAGUUAGAAUUCGAAUCAACUGAGCGAAGUAUUCGACAGGAGCUCGAUGAGAAAAACUUUGAUUCUUUGAAUCAAAUGAAAUUCGAACAUCAAAUUCAAAUUCAAUCUCUUCAAAAAGAGAAGGACGAUAUCGAGAAGGUUGCUGGGGAACUUGUUGCUCAGCUUGAACUCAUUCAACAAUCUCUGGUCGAGGCGAAGGACCUCGUCAGUGAGCAAGUUCAAGAGUCUGAACUCCAGCUUCAAGAAAGACAGCAUCGCAUUGAGGAACUGGAGAGGUGUUAUACGGAGUCCAUAGCCCAGCUCGCAAUUCAAACCGAAGAAAUACAAAAGUUUCAGGAGCUCGACGCGACGUCUCGUGUCGAAAGCACUGGCUUGCGUGACCGACUGGAGCAAGCUCAACAGAAAAUCCUUAAUCUUGAGCAAAAGCUCAACUACUCUAUUCAGACAGAAGCUAUUUCAAAACAACUGGUGCCGCAGACAGGCACGUCACAGUACGGCGAAUCGUGUGACUUCGCAAUGCUCUUUAUGUCAGACGAGAUAUGUCCUUCUACUGUCGCCAACGAUGUUCCUAGCCCAAAGCUGUCUCCAGGAAGCCCCAAAGAUGCUGUCAGAGAUGACGACGGAUAUGUUCCACCCCCUGAAAGCAUUGGCACAUCAUUUCUCAGUCCCAAGAAAAGGGAGUUUCCUGAUCAAUAUAACAAACGCGAAGCAGUCAUGUCAAAAGCCCAGCAAAACAGAAAAAAGGGGAAGAAGCCAGCCACGGUCCAAAGAACAAUCACCGUAUCCACAGUGCGACUUCGAUGGUUCAACAAGAACAAGCUGUGGCUCCUCCUCGUACUUCCACCGCUGAACGGCGACCUAGUCCAAAGGGUCUUCUUUCUGCAAGCAGUGCGCAAGCAACUAACAGGCCAAAGACGCGAGCUCGCCUCCGGCGUCGCUCCCGAGGAGAAAAAUACGACGCGCGCUUUCAGAUGGGCUGAUUUUUGA